Molecule: messenger RNA, 747 nt
Organism: Drosophila innubila
Lineage: Eukaryota; Metazoa; Arthropoda; Insecta; Diptera; Drosophilidae
Exons: 4
Coding region: 1-747 (248 amino acids)
Source: RefSeq, a predicted model, not a curated record
AUGACAUUCAAACUGUGCGCUGUAAGCUUGGCCUAUUUGGCUACAGUUGUAGCCUAUAAUGAAAGCUAUUCUUAUACCCAACAUGGCGAAAGUGAUCUUUUGGUGCGAAAGGCACGCUGGUUGCCCUUGAUCUAUCCCCGAUCCCAUCCUGCCAGAUUUAAAUUUAUAGCUGGUUUUGGUAUACCAGUAGAUGAUCUUGACAUUGAGUCUAUUACCACUGGUUAUGUUUUGAAGGCUCAUUAUUAUUUGCCCAACAGAGCCAAGCAAAUACGCACAAAGGAUCUCGUUGAUAUAACUGAUCGGGAAUUUAAGGAUAAUGCGACCAUAUUUCAGAAAACUAUGCAGAAAACUGAUAAGCAGCUGGGAGUUGCCACAAGGGUCCUAGAAGAGGCCACACAGGCUUGGGAUGGAUAUCGCUGGGCUAUAUAUCAGAGUUUUGAAAGCAUGGCCUUGCGUAUGCACCUAAAUGGACGCCAGUGUGUCCUGAAAAGUAUUUGCGAAAGCUCCGCAGCGCCAUUUGAUGAUCGAAACGGUCUGCUGGGAGAGCUACUACACAUACUCCUUACUCCAUCUAGUUCAAAGGAUCCUCUGUCAGAGCACACAGAUAACGAUUAUCUACAGGCUGAAAGAUUGGGUCAUGCGGGCGUCGAUUGUGAUACGGUUUAUGCGAAAUGCGCGAAAUCCCUUUUGGAGCACUUCACUGAUGUACAUCAUUUGGGUAGCGAAUUUCUAAAAAUAUUGGGUUGA